Molecule: messenger RNA, 8169 nt
Organism: Stegostoma tigrinum
Lineage: Eukaryota; Metazoa; Chordata; Chondrichthyes; Orectolobiformes; Stegostomatidae
Product: tudor domain-containing protein 6-like
Exons: 3
Coding region: 202-7299 (2365 amino acids)
Source: RefSeq, a predicted model, not a curated record
GGUCAACGGAAAGACAUUCCACCGCCACUUUUGAAAAAGCCGCUCGAUUGUGGCCGCCAUGGUGCCAGGUUCCAAUCGAAUUCAAACGCUAACGGCCCCGGGCUCGUGAAUGGGGCUCUGCCCGUUUGCGAAGGAAAACACUUGGACAGGACAGGUUGAGACGAGACGGCACAAGGAGCCGUACAUCGCGGUCGCAUCACGAUGUGCUCGACGGCCGGGCUGCCGCCGGCGGGCGCCUGCCUCGCUUUCCGGGUGACCCGGGUGGACCCACCCCGGCCCGGCUCCGUACUGGUCAGGCUGUGGGGCCGCUUCCAGCAGCGGGAGAGGCAACCCGAGUACCAGAAGCUGCACAACGACAUACAGAGCUGGGCCAAGGCGACCCGGCUGGGCGUCGGGCGAGGCGCACAGCCGGCCCCUCCGCUGGAGAUCAACGAGCGGUGCCUGGUGGACACGGGCGGCGAGUGGCACCGGGCCAGGGUGCUGAGCCGCGUGGGCGACGAUUACACCGUCUUCACCCUGGACGAAGGGCGGGCGCUGCCGGUGCGAGCCCGUAGCCUGGACCGAGGUAAGAAGGACUUUUUCCAGCUGCCGCCCGAGGUGGUCUGCUGCAUCCUGGCCAACCUGGUGCCGGCGGCCGGUCCCGGAGGCGGCGGGAACAGCAACAGUGGCGGCAGCAGCAGCGGCAGCAGCCAUGUCGUCGCCGCCACCACCAGCACCUCCUCAUCCUCCGCCGAGGACGAUCAAGAGGAGCCGGAGGAAGUCGAACAGGAGGCGGUACCGGAGGGCGGCAGCGAGGAUGGCGGCGGCAAGCAGCGGGGCGGCACGACCUCCUGGCCACCGGGGGCGCUUUCCUUCUUCCGGGCCCUGCAAGGCCGCACCCUGGAGGCGCAAGUGGAGGCCGUGCUGCCCAACCGCCUGGUGCUGGUGGACGUGGCGCGGGUGUCGAGGCAGUUGUGCGAGCUGGGCCUGGCCCGGCCCAUCGACCGGGGCGCCUUCCGGCUGAUGGUGGAGAUGUCCACCUCGCGGCCUUGCGGAGCGGGAGGAACGGCCUCCGCCGCCUCGUCGUCCUUCAGGAAAGAGCGUGUCCCGGUGCCGCUUGGAGGCGGUGCCGGUUCCGCGGGCGAAGCGUCCUCCGCCGUGGCGCACCCGCCGCCUGUUGCCCCCAGCGAGGCGGGAUACAGCCUCAACUACUUCUACCCGCUGCUGCAGGUGGACGAGACGGUGACGGUGAGGGUGACCCAUGUGCGCUACCCGGACCGCUUCUUCUGCCAACUGCGCUGCCACUGCCCUGAACUCGAGCGGCUGCACGACAGCAUGCACCGUUACUAUGACAACAGCCGCGCGGCGGCGGCGGCUGCAGGACCGAGUUCAGGGGCAACGCCUGACACCCCGCGCCGCCUCGGAUCGCCGUGCGCGGCCAAGAGCGCGGACGGCCGCUGGUACCGCGCGCUCGUGCAACAGACUCUGGCCGACGGCGUGCUCGAGGUCUUCUACGUUGACUACGGCGACCGCGAGGUGGUGCCGGCCCGCGCCGUCCGUAAGCUCAGUCCUGGCUACUUCAAAAUGCCGGUCGUCACCUACCCGUUCGCGCUGCGCGACGCCUCCGACUACGGCCGUGGCUGGUCGCCGCGCCACGUAGAGCUGCUCAAGUCGCUGAUCCUGCGCCGAGUGCUGCAGGCGAAGGUGGAGUACUAUAACUCGGUGGAGAAUGUCUAUUUUGUCACCUUGCGCCAGGAAGACGGCUCCUCCGUAAACGCGGCUUUCAACGCCCAGGCCGAGAGCCUGCUGACUGGCUACUGCGAACAAGCCCGGGCUAGACCCGACACUCAGAAACUCAGUGCGCUCCAGUGUGGCGGUGACUACCUCAUCGGGGACCGAAGGACCGAAGGGGUCUCCUGCAAGACCAAGGAUCGUGUCUCUCUGCUGAAGAAUGCCAAACUCAAGCUCAACGCGUUUUAUGAUGUUCUAGUCGAAUUUGUGAAAGAUCCUUCAGAAUUUUGGAUACGAACCAUGGAAACGGCCAGCGAAUUUGAAAAGCUCAUGAACAGCAUUGCCAAGAAAUAUGCAAACGUGGGUCGAAAUGAAGGAUUAGUGAAGAAACCAGAACCUGGCUUGUUAUGCUGUGCUAAAUUCAAAGCUGACAACUUAUUUUAUCGAGCUGUUAUUACUGAGAUUCUUGAUGGCCAUUUCAGGGUAUUCUUCAUUGAUUAUGGAAACAUGGAAGUAGUCGACUGGCAUGAUGUUAAAGCCUUGCUUCCAGAAUAUAGAAAAUUACCUGCCUUGGCAGUGAAGUGCUGCCUUGCUGAUCUUGUACCUAAAGAUGGGAGUUGGAGUAGAGAAGCGAUUGCCUAUUUUGAAAAGUCGGUGUUUGAAAAGCAUCUGGUGGUUCAUGUUUUAGAGAAGGAAAUGGACAAGUACUUGAUUGAACUUCUCGAUGUAGAAGAUGAGGGAGAACCCAGUGUGAAUAAGUUAAUUUUGCUGGCUGGUUAUGCUGAUCGCAAAGAACUUAAAAUAUCAAACUUCAGUUCAAAGAAUUUGGAUUUAUUAGGCCAUUUACAUGUUUCUCAUUCAUCUGAAGAAAUAGUGCACACACAUGGCAGAAACAAAAGAGACAAAUUGGAGCAAAGACCAGUGACUCCUGACAAAAUUAAAUCAUUUGCUGACUACUGUGGGACACCAACAGCAGGCUUAAGUGAUUCUCUAACCACAUUAUUUUCCAGUCAAGGUGAAUUUGAAGGUAGCGCAAGAACCCAUAUGAUGGAAUCUGUAAUUAUGGAGUCCCCAUAUAAACAAGAAUACCUUAAAGUGGGAAGCACUGUGGAUGUGCAAGUGUCUUACAUUGAUGAACCUGGUGACUUUUGGUGUCAAAUGACUAAAAAUACACAUGAGUUGAAGAUAUUAAUGAGUAAAAUACAGGAAUAUUAUAAUACACAUGAAGAUAGUUUUCAGCCUGGUCAAUCUGCUUGUAUUGUAAGAUACUCUGAAGAUGGAAAGUGGUACAGAGCGCUGAUUCUUGGGAAAGUGACUGCGAUGGAAGUGGAUGUACUGUACAUUGAUUAUGGAAAUAGAGAGAGAGUACCCAUAAGUGAACUGCGUCUAAUAAAACCUGAAUUUCUCCUUUUUAAAGGUCAGGCAUUUAGGUGCAGUCUUUAUAACAUCAUUCAGCCCAUGGGUCCUGAUCCGUUCAUGUGGAAUGAAGAUUCAAUUGCUGCAUUUCAGGAAUUUAUUGAUAACGCUUUAAGCUUGUACAUGGAGCUCAAAUGCACAGUAUAUGCAUUGACUGUUGUAGAAGGCAAAGGGCUAUGCAAUGUUGUGGAUUUGAAUACCCCUUUUCAGAGUGCUUGCCAGUUACUUAUUGAGCGAGGCUUGGCUAAAUUUGUGGGAUCGCCUAGUGUUCUUGCCCCAUCAGUAAGCCUUUAUACUUAUUACUAUUCAACUCAUGAUGUGAAAAUUGGUAGUGAAGAAGAAAUGUAUGUGAGCCAUGUUGCAAGCCCAACAAAAUUCUACUGUCUACUUGGCAGAAACCUGGGUAUACUAGAUAAACUUGCUGACAAGGUUAACAAAUUGUCUUCCAAGAUGCAGGGCUAUACUUUUACGCAGGGAAUCGAUCCUAUCUGUCUUGCAAAAUACACUGAUAACCGGUGGUAUCGUGCUUUAGCAUGGCCUAUGCAAGACAGAAUUCGGGUCUCUUUUGUGGACUAUGGCAAUAAAUUAGAUAUUAAUAAAGAUGACUUGCUUCCAAUACCCAACAGUGCAAAAGAUGUUAAAUUCUUACCCAUGCAAGCAAUUAAAUGUGGCUUGUCUGAUAUACCAGUGGACCUGUCUGUUGACAUUAUUAUCUGGUUUAAAAAAGCUGUGAUGGAUAAGCCUUUAAAAGCUGUAGUUGUAGCAAAAGAAACUGAUGGAAAACUGAUAGUUGAACUAUAUGAUGGGAACAUGCAAAUUAAUGCAAAGAUUAAGGAACAGCUAUGCUUGCAGAAUACCAAUGAAGCCAAAAUAAAUGGAAAUGCCAGUAGGCAAAAAAGUAAAAAUGAAAAGUCUUGCUCCCCAUACUUGGGGAAGAGUGACCAUGAUCAAUCCCCCCUCAAAAGACGUGCAGCUGAGGACCAGGGUGAUAAUCGUGAAACUGAGAAAGUAACUAUAACUUGCAAGCAGGACAGGUGGAAGAACAGAACAGAGGUUCUUGCACAGACUGAAGAGACUGGAAUAAAGAAAUGUGUUCACAACAAGAUGUAUACAAAGAAUACAAAAGAAUAUUUGGAUGUAAAAUCCACUGUGGAAAUUACUGAUCACAAAUUGGAUGGCAUUUUGGUUGAAAACACGAGCAAAAAGAACUCUAACUUAAAUAUACCUUGGCCUAAGCUGACAGAUCUCCCUCUGAUGACCUUAAGUGGUGGAUUUACAAGUGAGGUAUCUGUUUCACAUGUCAUCAGCCCAUCACACUUUUUUGUUCAGCUUCUCCAAAAUGAAGAUAAAGUAACUGCAAUGGAAGAAAAGUUGAAUACAUGCAAGAUGAGUGAUAACAAAGUUGGAAGCUUUCAGAUUGGUAAUGUAGUCUGUGCAGAAUUUCCUGAAGAUGGAUCUCAGUACAGAGCUGUUGUAACUCAAAUUCAUGAUGAUAUGGUUUCUGUAGAAUAUAUAGAUUAUGGUAAUACUGCAACAGUGGAUGCAUCAAAAGUUUUUCCUCUUCCUAAAGACUUCUUGGAAGUCUACCGGCUUAGCAUACCGUGCUUUCUUGCAGGAUUUCAGGAUUCCUGUUUCGCUGAAAGAAGUGAGGAAGUUGUAUCUGAAUUCAUGAAAAGAACAAAUAAAACUGGGAUAACGUGUGAAUUUAUCAAACUGUGUGGGCAACUCUGGGAGGUUCACCUUUACGAUGACCAGGGAUCAGUCGUGGAUUUGUUGAAUAGCAUUGCAUGUAGAAAUUGCACACAAUAUUCCGAGGAUCCUGCUGAAUACCCCAUAAUUGAUAUAAGAUCUGCAUCAAAGCUUGUUGCAUAUGUCUCUACAAUAAACUCUCCUCAUCAGUUUUGGUGUCAGUUUAAGACAACAAGUGAUGGCAUACUUAUUGAAUCACUUGAGAAAAUGAAAGAUAACUGCCAUAACUUAAAAUCAAAGGAAGAUUCCAUUCCUAGGGUGGGUGAUCUGUGUUUGGUGAAAAGUAAAGCAGGUAAUAAUUGGGCUACUUGUGAAAUUGUGCAAGUUUGUAAUAGAGGUGUUGAAGUACGUUUUCUGAAAGAAGGCAAUAAGGAAGAAGUAAACCAUGAAGACAUAAAGGAAGUAACUUCUGUGUUUACACUAACUUAUGAGUGUAAGUUGCAUGGCUUGUUUCCAAUUGAUGGAAAUAGCUGGUCUAAAGAAGCCACUGAACUCUUUGAAACUUUAGUUUUGCACAAAGCCGUGACUAUUAAAGUGAUUGACAUUUCUGAAGAUAAUGUAUUGCACGUGACUGUAUAUGAUCCCUUGGAUAACAUUGUAAGCAACAGACUAAUGGCUUUAGGAUUAGGUGUUGAAAAGCUAAAUGUGUGUGUAUCUGACACAACUAGUUAUGGACGAUACAUCAAGAAACUUCCUUUAGUGGGACAAACCAUUGAAGGGUAUAUCACUACAGCAGAAAGCCCUAGUUAUUUCUGGUGUCAGUAUUCAUCCCCUGAAGUUCAAAUGUUAUCUAGGAAAAUGCAAGAAGUUGGAGUACUUGGUGUUACUAAUAGGGAAUUACUCUCUGACAUUUCAGUUGAUGACAGCUGUUUUUGUAAAUAUUGUGAAGAUGGGCAGUGGUACCGAGCUGAAGUAAAAAAAGUAAAUGGAAACAUGCUAUCUCUACAAUAUGUUGAUUAUGGGAAUGAAGAUGAUGUUGGAAUAGAACAAGUUAAAAAAAUGCCCAAAGAGUUGUUAAAGAUUCCCACACAAUCUUUUCCAUGUUGCCUUUCAGGGUAUGAUUUGUCUAAAGGAUCUUGGAAAGAUGGUGCUGUAGAUGCUCUCCUUCAUCUUUCAGAUCAAUUGUUAAAAAUUACUGUGGUAGUAAAUGAAUGUAAAGACAACAGUUUACUGCCUGUAUUGUGUGUUCAAAUUCAGUAUGCUGGUGGUAUAAUCAAUGACAUGGUGAGACACUUGUGGAGUCCGCACAUUGAAAAAUUUAGCAAAAGCAGUGAGGUAAACGAUAAAGAGUCAUUGCAUACUGGUCAGUUAACUCCUUUGUUGUCUAGCCUCGGUGGUUUAAAUCGAGAAGAUAAACUUAUGCAGGCUCUAACUUCAAACAGAGCAUGCUCUGAAGUACCAGAUUUGGAAAACUUUGGUAAUUUACACGAGGAGGAAAAAUAUCUUAAUCCAGCUGCAAAUAUACCAGAAGAAAAUACGGAAUUCAUAAUUAAUACUCCAAGUAUUCGGUCAUCUCCCGUAGUAGAUGGUAUAGAUAGUGAAGUAUGUGAACAAAAUACUUCAAAAACCCAUGAAUUUGCUGCAUUGUCUUCAAUUCCCACUGAAGAUACUAUUGACACAGUUGCAGUUUGCAAAUCUGAAAAUUCUGUGCCUUCAGAUCCAGAUGAAGGAACGUCUACAACUCAGGCUUGUAUGGAGCAACACUAUUUAAAUAACCAGAUCGAAGAUGUAGAUCUUAAAGCACAAGGGCCACUUGCUUCAAGUGAACGUCUGCAGGGCUCUGUGCAGAGUAUUGAUUUGUAUGAAGAAAUUUUUAAUUGCCAACAGAAUCAACCUUUCACAGAGGAGAUCGGUGAUGAUUCUAUGACCCGUAUUCUCAUCUCCCAUGAUGACGAUGAUGACUACUAUGAUGAUCAAAACCUGUCAGAGCCACAGGUGAAUGCCAGUGAAACGGAGGACCAUCUUGAGACAGGAUUACAGAUAACAAUAACUGAAAAAGUUGCUGUAAAAGAGGAAAGCAUUCCUUUGAAAGAGCCAUUUACUGGCAUGGAAAAAGAAUCACCCUCAUUGAUACUUCAUGCUGAUCAUGAUAUUUGUGUGGAUGUUCAAAGUGAGAAGGAACACCAGAACAGUGGGUCCAGCUACCCAAAUCCCAGUACUGAUGUCUCCCAAAAGGAAAUUGUUGGUUUUGAAGCUCACUGUGAAAAACAAGAUGGUCAAACGCUUUGUUCGCUUAUGGCAAUAACUGCUGUUGAUAGUGUUGAAUUAGACGAAGAACAAUUGAUUGAUGGUGCCAGCGUCAAUGUCACUGAUGCUAUAAAACCUUCUACUGAUUCAGAAGUUACGUCGCUCGAACAUUUCAUAGAUCAAAACCAAAAAUACCAAUUGAUGCCUAUUGCUGCACUUUCAGCGCCAGAAAAAUGAAGCGGACGUGAAAAUUUGUCAAACAAAUAUGUAAAAACCGAAAGAACUAUCAUCGUAGAGGGCACUUCUACAGGAGACUCGGUGGUUUGUCUUCAAUAAUGUCAUCAGAGAUCUUUGGGGAAGAUUUGUAAAGAAUUGUUCUGAUUAUUCCUUAUUAAAAAUACCAUGGCUACAAAUACUGAAAAAUGAGCUUUUCAUUUAGCCUUUACUUGCUCAACUGAUUUUAAAGAUUCUUUGGAGAAGAAUACUGUAGACUCUGGAAUCAAUCCCCAGUCCCUAAAGCAGAAACCACUCCAUGUUUGAUUGAUCAGGUUCCUAAUAGAAUAAUGUAUGAUCUUUAUAUUUUGGGAUGUUACAGUAUUUCAGUGUAUGUUUUAAAUUUUGGAUUGAAGCUUGCAUACAAUUCACAGCAAAACCCAGGGUUUUCUCUUAAUCGCCAUGAAGAUGUCUAAAUUUCUGAGGGAUGCUGUGGGGGGAAGCGGGGUGAUGGUCCAGUAGUAGUUAUUAACAGGUGUGGCCUGUUGGAUAGAAUUUAAAUUUAAAGGUUACUGCUGGUACCAGUCAGUUAAAAUUGACCAUUUUCAUCUAUAAUGGUGAACAUAGAUACUUGAAGUUGUAAAAUAUGAUAAUUCUAUUAAGCAAAAAUUGUAAAGAAUCUUGCUGAAAUCGGAUCAGUAUGCAAGUCUGUCAAUUGUCAGAAUUAUUUCUAUAUGUACGUCACAGCCAAAAGUAUAAUCACCCUUGGUUCCUUUUUAAAAAAGGCCGAACACAAACUUUAAAUUAUGGAUUAUUAUGCAAGCCAACAACUACAAGUCCUAGAAAUAAGCAGGAUAUUUCCAAAAGUAGUAGUCAUCAAAUACUUUUAAUGUA